AAAGACUGCCUCAAAUGAAACCUUGUCAAAUUUCUUCCGUUCUCUCUGCUUAUCUCCUGCGAGUUUUCCUCUGCUGAAUUCUACGCAGUAGAUGCUGAAGUUUCUUCCUUUUUUACGAACCCACAUCAAUCUUCAGGUUCCCGAUAGGACCCAAUUUUGCAGAUCUUGAAUUGGAAGGCAGCAAUGGUCGUAGAAGCUUGGAUAGUGAAAAUGGGUAACCAGGUAAGCGCCAAUCUGAAGCAUGCACUUCUUCUUGAACAUUCUUCGAAGAAGAAGGGCCUCAAUAAGAAGCACGAGACCAUUGGUAUCCUCUCUUUCGAGGUCGCCAAUGUUAUGUCCAAAACUGUGCACCUCCAUACGUCUCUAACCGAUUCCGAGAUCUCGAAGCUCAAGAACGAGAUCUUGAAGUCGGAGGGUGUCUGUAAUUUGGUUUCCUCUGAUGAAAAUUAUCUUAUGGAGCUUGUUUUGGCUGAGAAGCGGGAUGAACUGAACAGGGUAGCGAGCGUGGUGUCUAGGUUGGGUAAGAAGUGCUGUGAACCCGCUCUGCAGGGGUUUGAGCAUGUGUAUGGGGAUAUUGUAAAUGGCGUUAUUGAUGUGAGGGAGUUGGGGUUCUUGGUGAAAGACAUGGAAGGUAUGGUGAGAAAGAUGGAGAGGUAUGUGAAUUGUACCGCGAAUUUGUACAGUGAAAUGGAGGUCUUGAAUGAGCUAGAGCAAGCCACCAAGAAGUUUCAGCAUAAUCAGCAUGAGGAGAGCCAUAGGGCUUUCGAGCAGAAAUUGGUUUGGCAGAAGCAGGAUGUGAGGCAUCUGAAGGAAAUUUCGCUUUGGAGCCAGACUUUUGAUAAGGUUGUAGAGUUGUUGGCAAGAACGGUAUGUACAAUCUUUGCUAGAAUUCAUGUUGUCUUUGGGGACUCUGCCUUGAGGAAGGAGAAGGACGGUGCUGGGUUGAGUGGUGGAGGUUCCUGUUGUCCUACUAUGAAGGAUGAAUGCGGGCAAGCUUCUGGCCAGAAUAUUGAGGGGCGUUAUGGGCAGGAUCAAGUGGUUUCAGGACCGUUGAAUCGGGUUGUUAGCAGGUGUAGCAAUGUGUAUCGUUCAGGGCCCAUAGAUAGAACUAUGGUAGAGAAAAAGGCGCCAAACCUGAAGCCACGAAUUGAUUCUCGCAAGGCUGAAGCAGCAAUGUUUAGAGUGGGGGAUUUUAAUUUUCCUUGUGGGACUAGUUCCGGGAGGCUUUUUAUGGAUUGUCUUAGUCUAAGCAGUUCAGUUUCAAGGGUGGAUGAUGAUGAUAAUAUUGCUUGUGAUGACAGAAGUUCUCAAAUGUGGCACCGUGAUGGUUCUGGAAAUGGUGGGCUGAAGAGAGAAUGCUGGAAUCGUUCUUUUUGUCGGUCCCAACUUAGUGUUCCUUUCACCGGAGAUAAGAGACAAUCCACUAGCGGUUUGAUGAAUAAUGCUCAAUUUGGUCCCAAAAGUAGCUUAUCAGUUUAUGCUUCUCCAUCCACUGUGGGAGGCUCUGCUCUUGCCUUGCAUUAUGCAAAUGUGAUAAUUGUCAUAGAGAAGCUGCUCCGUUACCCUCAUUUAGUUGGUGAAGAAGCAAGGGAUGAUUUGUAUCACAUGUUGCCAACAAGUUUGAGAAUGUCUCUGAGGACUAAUCUCAAGUCCUACUUUAAGAAUUUGGCUAUAUAUGAUGCUCCUUUGGCUCAUGAUUGGAAAGAGAUACUUGAUGGAAUACUGAGGUGGCUCGCUCCUCUGGCACAUAACAUGAUCCGAUGGCAAAGUGAACGUAACUUUGAGCAGCAGCAGAUUUUGACUCGCACAAAUGUUCUUCUUAUCCAGACACUGUAUUUGGCUGAUAGGGAAAAAACAGAAGCAGCCAUCUGUGAGCUUCUUGUUGGAUUGAACUAUAUAUGUCGUUACGAGCAUCAGCAAAAUGCACUGUUGGAUUGUGCAAGCAGUUUUGAUUUUGAGGACUGCUUGGAGUGGCAGUUGCAAUGUCAAGCUUCUUACCUUAAUUGAUUUCAUUGUUGAAUUUGUAUACCUGUAGAGGCUUCUAGCCUGGUAUAGCAUUUUUCUUCACUCAUACUCAUCCGAAGACAUGGAUGACAGUUUGACAGGGUAGUGAAUAUCUGAGCUGUCCAUGAGAGUGCAUUUUGUAAUGGAAACUCAGGGUUGAUUGAUGUACUUAGUUUCAAGUUCCAAAGUAGUGUUUCUAAAAAGGAGCAUGGUCCUUAAAGCAAGGAAAGUGAAGGAUUCAUUCCUCUUGAGCCUUUCAUUACAGUGUGUACUGUCUUGAGCAGAGAAAGUGCUUCAGAACACACAUUAUGGCUGCUCAAGAAAGCAUUUUUUUCUGCAGCAAUCAACCAAAUCCUUAGGUCAACUGGGCCUUUUAGUGUGCAGCAGGGAAAUGGUGAAACUGAGCAAUUUCCUUUUUGGCAUCUCUGGAUGGGGAAGCAAGAAAUCAGGACAGGAGUGUUUAUAUGAGGAAGGAUGAUGAAUGAUGAUGGUAGGAGGCUCUGCAACAAGAUUAUUAAAUGCUCAGCACCAUC
Molecule: messenger RNA, 2537 nt
Organism: Rubroshorea leprosula
Lineage: Eukaryota; Viridiplantae; Streptophyta; Magnoliopsida; Malvales; Dipterocarpaceae
Source: the annotation of a GenBank genome assembly